This is a messenger RNA of Drosophila rhopaloa, 2573 nucleotides long. RefSeq names its product sodium/potassium/calcium exchanger 4 (gene zyd). The record is from RefSeq and is a predicted model, not a curated record. Gene Ontology annotation, molecular function: calcium channel activity; calcium, potassium:sodium antiporter activity. Gene Ontology annotation, biological process: intracellular calcium ion homeostasis; calcium ion transmembrane transport. Lineage: Eukaryota; Metazoa; Arthropoda; Insecta; Diptera; Drosophilidae. Gene Ontology annotation, cellular component: membrane.
GCUCGGCGAAAAAACAUAAAAAAAAUAAAAAAAAAUAGUGAGCUCGGUUUGGACUAAAGCGCUCCAAGCACCGAUUCAGAAUCAGUUUAACGUCAACGUCGGCGGCAUCAAGACAAUAUACACACAACAACACAAGCCAAGCCAUAUCAAAAAAUUGAAGAAAAAAAACAGAAAAGAAAAGACUAAAAUUUAGAGGCGGAGAACCAGAAAAGGGAAUACUAAUCGCACAAUUUUCGACGGCGAUCAGAUUCAAGGAACGAGAACGGAAACGAUAACGAAAAGAUCGAGAUUAAUGUUAGCGAGUUUAAAGACGCGAGUGAGCGCGGAACGAAGCAAAACGAAACGGAACAAACCGGGACAAAGCAUCAAGAAACGCUGCGUAACGGGAUCUGCUGCCUUUGUGUUUUUGUUGUUGUGCCAUAACCUUUAAGUGAGAGUGUCAAGAGCAAGAUCUCCCGAUUUUGAAACGGAACGAGAUGCAGAAGCGUCUUCCCGAGGUGUGAACGUGUGCGAGUGUGUGUGAGGUGUCCGUCCGUGUGUGUGUGUGUGUGCCUCAAUUGCCUCCGUUCCGAAAUCCGAAAUCCGCCAUCGAGCAUCCACCAUACAGCAUCCACCACCCACAAUUCCACCCACCAACCCACCACCCGGGAUCGACUCUACGUGCCAUUGUGGAUCUGGAUCUGAAUCUUUAGCGCAAAUUGAGACAACUCUCGCCGUCUCACUUAAGACGAACCCGAGCUGAACAGAGGAAUAGAGCCAAAGGAGAAAAGAGAAUAAAUCAGAGAAAAGAAAGAAAGGCACACACGGCGAAGGAAGGAAAAGAGAAAAUCAACACCAUUGAAGUGGGGAUUGGGGAUUGCUCGGGAUUUGGAUUGGGAUUGGGAUUGCGAUUGAGAUUGCGCUUCAUACAACGGCGCAUCGCAGUUUACGAGUGUCCAUCACCACUACAACACCGUGCAGCAAUGGAAGACUAUUGGGGUCUUAGCAGCACUACGGAUAUAAAUUGCACUCAGCCCGCCAUCGAUGACUUUCCCAGAGACUUGUUCUCGGAGGCGCAAAGACAGUCCGGUGCUGUUGUACUUCAUGUUAUAGCCAGUUUAUAUUUAUUCGUAGCCUUAGCCGUAGUGUGUGAUGAGUACUUUGUGCCAGCAGUUGAGAAAAUAUGUGCAGCACUCAACAUGUCCAAUGAUGUCGCGGGGGCCACGUUCAUGGCCGCGGCCACCUCCGCCCCGGAGCUCUUCGUCAACGUGAUAGGCACCUUCAUCACGGAGGGCGACAUCGUGGGCACGAUUGUCGGAUCGGCGGUGUUCAACAUCCUGGCGGUGGCAGCUUGUUGCGGCAUCGGAGCUGGCAUGACCAUACCCCUGGACUGGUGGCCACUGACGCGGGACAGCAUCGCCUACGGAGUCACGGUGGCCAUCCUCAUCUGCGUGAUGCACGACGAGCGAGUCGAGUGGUACGAGGCCCUCAUCCUGGUCUCCCUGUACGCCGUUUACCUGGCAGUCAUGUAUUUCGACAAGACCUUCCAGAAGUGCGCCAAAGGUGGCGUUAAACAGGCGCGUUCGCGCAGCCGGUCCUCCAACUGCAGCAUACACACAAAGAACAGCAAUGAGAAGGAACCAGAGCUCGUCGAGAAUCGCAUUUGCCAGAACAUGGCCAACAUCCAGCUGAACGGAGGACUCAACAAUGACCAGGCCAAGGCCACAGGCACCACCGGUGGCGGAACCACCACCACUUCGAUCACCACCUCGACCAUAAGCACCACCAGUGCUGGAGCCGGAGCAGGAGGAGGAGGAGCGGCGGGAGGAGCAGGUGGUGUCCCUCCGGGAGCAGGUGCCAUUGCCCAGAUGGCGCCACUGGACGGUGGCGAGGCAGAGGCCCAACCUGGUGGGGCUGCCGCUGGCGAGGAUCGCGAGGAGGAGGGCUACUCCCUGCUCACCUACCCGAAGGACAAGAGCUGCUUCGCCCAGUUCACCUGGCUCAUCAUCUGGCCCAUCCACCUGCUCUUCCGCAUCGCCAUUCCCGACUGCAAGAAGGCCAAGAACAACAAGAUCUUCCCGCUGACUUUCAUCAUGUGCAUCGUCUGGAUCGGAUCGCUGUCCUAUGUGGUUGCGUGGAUGAUAACCAUUAUUGGUGACACCCUCAAGAUUCCCGACUCGGUGAUGGGGAUUACGUUCCUGGCGGCUGGAACCAGUGUUCCCGAAGCGGUGUCCAGUGUGAUUGUGGCGAAGCGCGGUCACGGAUCGAUGGGGAUCUGCAACUCGAUCGGGUCGAACACCUUCGACAUCCUGCUGUGCCUGGGCGUGCCCUGGCUGAUCAAGGCCGUCUUCUUCCCGAUCCAGCCCGGCCAGAACUACGUGGCCAUCAACUCGGCCGGACUGGAGUACUCGGCGAUCACCCUGCUGUCGACGCUGUUCCUGCUCUACCUGACCUUCUCCACGAACAAGUUCAAGCUGGACAAGAAGGUGGGCACCGCCUGCCUGGUGAUGUAUCUGGUCUUCAUGGUCUUCGCCUCCCUCAUCGAACUCAAUGUGUUCUUCCGCGUCAACCUGCCCACCUGCGGCCGAUCAUGA